Molecule: messenger RNA, 1897 nt
Organism: Neocloeon triangulifer
Lineage: Eukaryota; Metazoa; Arthropoda; Insecta; Ephemeroptera; Baetidae
Product: cholinesterase 1-like
Exons: 10
Coding region: 24-1835 (603 amino acids)
Source: RefSeq, a predicted model, not a curated record
CGAGCUUGCACAGUGUCGUUGCAAUGGCCGCUCGUCUGCACGUGCUGAUCUUGGUUUUGGCCGCCGCGGCAGCCGCUUCGGCCGCCCAGGUGAACAUCCCCGGGCUGGGGUCGGUCGAGGGCACCACCUCAACCACCGCGUGGAGUCAGAGGACCGUGUACGAGUACAGGGGCAUCCCCUACGCGAAACCACCCUCAGGCGUCAACAGGUUCAAGGCUCCUGUGAAAAUGGACGCGUGGAUCGGCGUUCUGGACGCGACGCAGUUCGGACAGGCGUGUCCGCAGCCGUCGUGGUCGCGGCUGGGGCCGCUCGCCUCCUUCAUGACCCCUGACCCCGACGCCCUCUACCAGCAGAGCAGGGCCGCCGCCCUCGCCACAGACCCCGAGGACUGCCUCACCCUCGACGUCUACACCCCAACCACGGAGCCUGGGGCGAAGUUGCCGGUGCUGGUUUACAUCCACGGCGGCUUCUGGUUGUGGGGCUCGUCGGCGGUGAACCGACCUGGCUACCUUUUGCAGCACGACCUGAUCCUGGUGUCCAUCCAGUACCGCCUCGGCCCGCUCGGCUUCACGUACUUGGACGACGCGGAGGCGCCGGGCAACGCGGGUCUGAUGGACCAGGUGAUGGCGCUCGAGUGGGUCAGGGACAACAUCGCGGCGUUCGGCGGCGACCCUGCCAAGGUCACCGUGGGCGGCUUCAGCGCCGGCGCGGCCAGCGCCAGUCUGCUCAUGCUCAGCCCGGCGGCCGACGGCCUCUUUCACAGGGUGGUCAGCCAGAGUGGCUCGGCCCUCGGCCUCUGGGCCGUCGACGAGACCGUCGGCGUCAAGGACAGCGAGGCCGUGGCCGCCCUCGCGGGCUGCGCGGCCGCCGCCCCGGCCCAGGUGGCCGAGUGUCUCCGCGCCAAGAGCCCCGACGCCCUCAUCCUCGCCUACCUCCAGUACGCGGCGGAACAACGAAAGAACGGGCAGAUGGGCACCGGUGGCGCGAUGCCCGUGAUCCAGAACCCCGCGGGCGAGUACCCCAAGGUGCUGGUCGAAAGCCCCAGGGUCACCCUGGCCAACGACACGUACGAGGCGCGGCCGCUGCUCGCCGGCGUCAACAAGCACGAGGGCAUCUUCGUGCUCGACUACGCGUACGAGACGUUCCUGGUGCCGAACGGCCUUCUGGAGGACGAGGACUUCCUCAAGAACCAAUUCGUCACCGUCAUCCUCAACGCCUACCACGUGAAGGAAAACUCGCAGACGUUUGUGGACGCGGUGACGCGGCGCUACUUGAACCAGGCCGACCUUGGUGACUUCACCAAGAUGACCGAAGGCCUCGUCGACAUGCUGGGCUCCGAGUUCAUCAAGAGCCCCUGGUACCGGCAGGCGGACCUGCUCUCCCUGAGGGGCGUCGACGUGUUUCUGUACGCGUGGGACUUUUACGGCACCUUCUCCCUGCUGCAGACCUCCAACGUGUCCGUCCCCGUCGUCGGAGGAAUCACGCACGGCGACGACACGAUCUACUUGUUCCCCAAAUCCGAGUUCCAGCUGAGCACCUACGAGACGGACAUCGCCAAACGAUUCGUCGCCGCCUACACCAACUUCAUCAUCAACGGUGAUCCGACGCCGAGCGGUGCCGCGUCGAGAGAAGCGCCGGCGCUGCCCAAGUGGGAAACGUUCACGCGCGACGCGAGCAACUUCAUGAGUUUCCGUCACGAGGCCACCCUGAAGAAGGACUUCAGGAAAACGUUCACGGUGGCGCGCGACGAGCAGAUCCGGGGCGCCGCCGCCGCCACCCUCGCCUCGCCGCUCCUCCUCGCCGCCCUCGCCCUCCUCUACACCCUCCUCCAAUAAAACAGUUUUAUCGUUGGAUCAAAUUUAUAUAUAUGAAUAAAUUUUAAAAUAAAUAAACCAUU